Molecule: messenger RNA, 825 nt
Organism: Musca vetustissima
Lineage: Eukaryota; Metazoa; Arthropoda; Insecta; Diptera; Muscidae
Product: epidermal growth factor-like protein 8
Exons: 4
Coding region: 41-817 (258 amino acids)
Biological process (GO): anatomical structure development
Cellular component (GO): extracellular region; cell surface
Molecular function (GO): calcium ion binding; signaling receptor binding
Source: RefSeq, a predicted model, not a curated record
UUUCAGACGUCACAUUUGCGUGCAACAACGUACCAUAACAAUGCCCGUCAAGACAACCGAAGUCUAUAGCCGACCAAUUUGGAAACAUGUCAGUACACCGUGUCAGCCGCAAACGCAUGCAAAUCAAAUGUGCACACGCGUCCAGUUGGUGCACGAACAGGCCUAUCGCGAUGUCAUACGUCACAAAUCGGCGCAACAGGUCAUAUACGAUUGCUGUACGGGUUGGAUGCGUGAAUCACCGCAUGCGGAUGGUUGUAUGAAACCUGUUUGUAUGGCCCGUUGUCAAAAUGGUGGCACCUGUAGCGGUCAUGACUCCUGCACUUGUCCAGCUGGUUUUAGUGGACGUUAUUGUGAAACGGAUAUUGAUGAAUGUAUAGAGGAGAAACCCUGCGAUCAAACGUGUAUCAAUACAGUGGGCUCAUAUUAUUGCAAAUGUCGUGAUGGCUUCACAUUGCAAGCCGAUCAGCAGAGUUGUAAGAAAAAUGAUUUACACAAGGACGAUGCAUUCGAGGCCAGAGACUUGGAGAAUGAAAUUGAGCCACAGGAAGAUAUCACAGCACGAUUGCAGAAAAUCGAAAAACAAUUAGCCAAUGAAAAGGUGCAAGCGAAUGAAUUGCAAAAAACCCUACAGUCCACAUAUACAAUGGUCGAUUCGUUAAAGAAUCGUUUAAUCAAUUUGGAAAAACAACAAAUGGACUUUCAUCGUUUACAAACGAAUCUCUAUAACACGGAGUCGCGUACAAUGAAAUUGGAGGGUAUGGUGAACCUGUUAAUGAAAUGUCGAAAUAAUGUGGGACCAAAUGCCCAUUGCCCUUAAGUUGCCGC